Messenger RNA from Cladophialophora psammophila CBS 110553, 1032 nucleotides. RefSeq lists its product as uncharacterized. The transcript has 2 exons. Gene Ontology annotation, cellular component: peroxisomal membrane. The record is from RefSeq and is a predicted model, not a curated record. Bases 1 to 1032 code for a protein of 343 amino acids. Gene Ontology annotation, molecular function: coenzyme A transmembrane transporter activity; ATP transmembrane transporter activity; ADP transmembrane transporter activity. NCBI's taxonomy places the organism in Eukaryota, Fungi, Ascomycota, Eurotiomycetes, Chaetothyriales, Herpotrichiellaceae.
AUGUCUCAAGUGAAGGACAUUGCGCCGUCUCCUACCGAGGGCGACCUCGAUCAACAAACCUCCCAAUCCUCCGGUCCAGUCAGUCCUACCCCCGCGACUUCCGCUGCCCAACAAAGCGAUAAUAUUGCCCACGCUUUGGCGGGUGCGGGCGGCGGCCUUCUCGCAAUGACCCUCACCUACCCUUUGAUUACGCUCUCAACCCGCGCACAGGUGGAGUCUAGGCGGGCCGACACCUCUACCCUUGCAGCUGUGAGGCACAUCAUUAAACGGGAAGGUCUGGGCGGACUCUACGCAGGCCUCGAGAGCGCCUUGUUCGGUAUUUCAGUCACCAACUUUGUCUAUUACUAUUGGUAUGAGUGGACUCGCGCCUUCUUCGAGAAAGCGGCGGUUACGGCGGGCCGAGCCAGCAAGAAGCUCACCACCGUCGAGAGCAUGAUAGCCGGUGCGAUUGCGGGAUCGGCCACCGUCCUCCUCACCAACCCGAUCUGGGUCAUCAACACAAGGAUGACUGCUCGCAAGAGUGAGGAAGGAGAGGGCGAGUUACCAGGUGGUGAAAAGAGACAGGUCAAGAAGCCUAGCUCCAUCGGAACCUUGUUGAAUCUCCUCAGAGAGGAAGGUCCGGGCUCCCUUUUCGCCGGGGUCCUUCCUGCUUUGGUUUUGGUGAUCAACCCAAUCUUACAAUAUACGAUAUAUGAGCAGUUGAGGAACGUUUUGGAGAAGAAGAGGAAGUUUGGUCCUCGCGAUGCCUUUUACCUAGGGGCUCUUGGCAAGCUGCUGGCGACCACGAUCACAUAUCCUUACAUCACUGUCAAAGCUAGGGCCCAUGUCGCUAGCAAAGAUGAUCCUCACGAGGGCAUGUGGAAGAGCUUGAACAGGAUUGUCAAGGAGGAAGGCUGGGCCGGCCUGUACAAAGGACUCGUCCCCAAAGUCAGUCAAAGUGUUUUAACUGCGGCUUUCCUCUUUGCCUUCAAGGAUGUGUUAUAUGACAUGACCGUGGCAGCGCGAAGAAAGACCAAGGCUAUCAAAGCCUAA